Blastomyces dermatitidis ER-3 is the source of this 5083-nucleotide messenger RNA. Its product is annotated as DNA repair protein REV1. Gene Ontology annotation, molecular function: DNA-directed DNA polymerase activity; deoxycytidyl transferase activity; damaged DNA binding. Gene Ontology annotation, cellular component: nucleus. Gene Ontology annotation, biological process: error-prone translesion synthesis; error-free translesion synthesis. The transcript has 2 exons. The coding region runs from base 179 to 3694 and encodes 1171 amino acids. Lineage: Eukaryota; Fungi; Ascomycota; Eurotiomycetes; Onygenales; Ajellomycetaceae. The record is from RefSeq and is a predicted model, not a curated record.
CCUCACUUCGCCACACACCCUCCAACAACGCGCCUGCGUGUCGUUCUAACAAACUUGGAACUGCUUGCCUCUGCCGGAUGGAUGAUUUCCAACUGCAGGCUUGUCGCAUCCCUUGGACUGUGCACAUUGUGCUGAAUAGUGCUGCUGGAUAUGCUGUUGUCCUCUCACAUGCCCCACUAUGGGCUCUAGACUCGAAUCAGGUUCUAAUGCCGUGCGGAAGCGAAUCGAGAACCAUGUAUUUGACAAUGAAGAUGGGGAGGAAUAUCAGGGGUCAAGUUUUGGGGGGUUUGGCGACUAUUUCCGACGGAAGAAGCUCAAACUUCAGAACCUUGACGCGGAACUCCGUGCCUCAUCGCCGCAAAACCCACCUAUAUUCCGCGGGGUGGUAGCGCACGUCAACGGUUACACACAACCUUCUCUGAAAGAUCUUCAUCACUUGAUCGUGAGCCAUGGAGGAGGGUUUCUUCAGUAUCUGGACGGGAAAACAUCCGCCACUCAUAUAAUUGCAAGCACUCUGACUCCAAAGAAGCGAGAGGAGUUUCGCAAAUAUCGCAUUGUGAAGCCUGCAUGGGUGGUUGAAAGUGUUAAAGCUGGACGCCUUUUGCCAUGGGAUAGUUUUAGGGUAGUGGAUGAAGGGCAGUCCCAAAAAGUGCUGAUGUUUGGAGGCGAUGGGCAAGUGCAAAGUCAGGUCAACCCUCAAAGUCGAAGCUAUAAAGAUCAAACAUAUACGAGCUGGUAUACGUCUCAAAUAAAGUCCAAAUCUCUGGAUAAUGACGAUCAUAUGGAAAUUACUGGCGCUACAUCCUCAGCACACGGCAUGGAUGCAGGGACACCAGCGUCUACCCUACACAACGAGCUGCGGGGAACCCACUCCGAUGCUACAAUGGCCGCAUUUCCUGCUCUUAAUACCACUCUUGACACUGGUGUAGUUAAUCAGGCGAUCACUCGUUCUAGUUCCCGUGAAACCUUGGAGGAUCCUGAGCCGCCUGAUGAAAUAGGGACUGUGGAUCAAGUUACACUUCCCAAACCCGUUUCUGACAAAUAUAAAGAAAGUGACGCUCAUUCUUCAAUGACCCCGGAGGAAUAUAAUGCACAACUUCUUUCGGCUCCUCAUAUGCGAAAUUCAAGUGUUGUUAACCCCGAGUUCAUACAACAGUUCUACCGGGAAUCCCGUCUUCAUCACCUGUCGACGUGGAAAGCCGAACUCAAGGCUAAACUUCAGAGUGCGGCCCAAGAGAAAGGCAUAUCUCGGACGGCGAAGAAGCCUCAUGUUACUGGAGCACGGAGAUACAUUUUGCACGUCGAUUUUGACAGCUUUUUUGCCGCCGUGUCAAUACGAAAACAUCCGGAACUAGUUGACCAACCUGUGGCUAUCGCACACGGCACAGGUCCUGGAUCCGAGAUUGCGAGUUGUAACUAUCCAGCACGUUCGUUCGGCAUCAAAAACGGGAUGUGGAUGAAAGCGGCACUGCAAAUGUGUCCAAACUUGAAAGUGCUUCCAUACGAUUUCGCUGCAUAUGAACAGGCUAGUCGAGCAUUUUAUGAAGUCAUACUCUCAAUCGAUGGGAUUGUUCAAAGCGUUAGUAUUGAUGAAGCUCUAGUGGAUAUCACAGGUGUCUGUUUAGAUGCUGGUGGUUCGGAUGGUCGUGGCAUCUCGGAAGGCUCGAUAUGGCGGGAACAGGAAAAGGCUGAUGAGAUAGCACAAAAUCUUCGCAAUUCCGUUAAAGAGCGAACUGGCUGCAAUAUCUCUGUGGGUAUCGGUGGCAACGUGUUGCAGGCCAGGGUUGCAUUACGAAAAGCGAAGCCUGCUGGCCAAUUUCAGCUUAAGCCCGACGCAGUCUUAGAUUUCAUCGGAACUCUUGCCGUGAAAGAUCUUCCUGGCGUCGCUCACAGUUUGGGCGCGAAACUUGAAGAGCUUGGCGUAACUUUCGUGAAGGAUAUCCGUGAUCUUAGCAGGGAAAAAUUGACAUCUAGUCUAGGGCCCAAGACUGGGGCCAAACUAUGGGAUUUCGCACGUGGAAUCGACAAUACAGAAGUGGGAGUCCAAGCGCCUCGGAAAUCGGUAUCGGCUGAGAUAAACUGGGGCAUUCGAUUUGUCAAUCAGGCUCAGGCUGAGGAAUUCGUCCAAAGUUUAUGCGAUGAACUCCAUCGACGACUUGUUGAGAAUCUCGUAAAAGGAAAGCAGCUAACCAUGCGGAUUAUGAAACGAUCUGCCGAUGCUCCUCUGGAACCUGUUAAACAUCUAGGACAUGGCAAAUGCGAUACGUUCAACAAAAGUGUCAACUUAGGGGUAGCUACUAAUGCUAGCGACAUUAUUGGACGGGAGGCAAUUACAAUUCUGAGAGGAUUCAAGUUCUCUCCAGGUGACUUGCGAGGCCUUGGGGUUCAAAUGACGAAACUAGAACCCGUUAAACAGUAUCAUGCGAGGGAAUUGGAUAGCAGCCAAAAGCAGAUUAGUUUCAAACCGGCAAGUCCUACUCGACAACGCGAGACACCGAUAGAUCCUGAUGAAAUUAACACCCCUCGGAAAGGGGACACGACUAGCGAAUAUUUGCCCAAAUCCCUCCAAUCUGCUCCAGGUUUAACUGAUGCCUCACAAAAGCCAUUGAAUCUUACUGGGACGCAAUUUGUGAUGCCAACCCAGGUAGACCCAAAAGUGUUGACAGAGCUACCAAUGGAUAUUCGAUCAAAAUUUGCUCCUAAGCAGACACAUAUUCAGGGGAUUCAGUUUCAUGGUGAAUCUCCACGUGCAGACUCACCCUCUCCAGCUGCAUAUCUACCGCCUCAAUCGCAACUCGAUCCGGACAUGCUUGCUGAGCUACCUGAGGAUGUUCGAGCGGAAGUCCUGGGUUAUUACAAGCGACCUCUAAGUCCUCGCUCAGAAUCGCCACAACUCGGCACACCACGGCAUAGUAAAGCUGCGAUCUCAAAAGCUAUCAAGAAAGCCAUUACUCCCACAAAAGCGAGAGCCGGGCGUGCACGUGGACGGCCUAAUAAAAACCUUGCUGGGAAUAGCACCCUGAUGCAAUCUAAUUUCAUUCUUACACGGCCUUCAGCCGAUCCGACCUCCGUCCAGGCAGAUGUAGCCUCAGCUGCCUCACCCCAAGCUGAAGCCGACGGCAUUUCAGAUGAAUUCCUCGCUGCAUUGCCGGAUGAUAUACGUCGUGAGGUGCUCGAAGAGCACAAACGCUCCCGCCUCCAAAAGAGAGCCGGCCUCAACCUACCUCCCCCGACCCGCAGAUCUCUUUUCCCCAAGCCCACUGUGCGAACACCAGAACAGAAAACGAUCAGUCUACUCCCUCGCCCGGAAAAGGUAACUUUCACCUCUAAGAAACUCUCGUCUCUCCCAGAGUUGCGCAAGGCGUUGGACGAGUGGUACGGAGCCUUUGAGACGGAGGCCCCAUAUGAAGAGGAUGUAGCGGCACUGGCGAAGUAUUUAAAACGUGUGGUACUUGAGGAGAAGGAUAUUGCGAAGGCAGUUGCUGUGGUUGGGUGGUUAGCAUGGUUGAUCGGGUCUUCGACCGCUGAAGAGAUUCAGCCAGAUCAAGGUGGCAGUUCUCCGGAGGUCGGAACAUCUAGCACGGCCAAAAAUGUCCAGGCAAGAGAAGGAUGGGUCAAAGCACUCUGGAGCCUUCGCGAUAAUAUUAGCGAUGCUGUCCAGGAAAGAGGUUUACCUCCAGUUGAAUUCACUUGAACGUGGACUGGUUUAGCUGUGCUAUCUAUCUAUAAACGCGCCUUUUGGAUAUGUUAUUGUUUUCGCUUGUUAUCUUUUGUGCCCAUUCUAGGUAGCCUCCAAAUGCUACAUUCGAUCUCUACCACUGCCCAAAGUCAAGCUCGUCACGAUUAUGAGAGAAGGGUCAAGGGAAAGAUUCAUAGCGAUUGACAUACUGAAACCCUCCAAAACGGAAUCGCAAACUCUCAUUCUCGUAAAUUUGAUCGCUAAUACAUGCUUCAAGAACACUUAACUCCCACAUCACAAAAUUCUUCCUCUCUCUCUAUAUCAAGAUCAACGCGAAUGGCGCCCUAGGCUCGGUACUGUCUGUGAAUCCCAAAUACUCCCUAUAUUCCGGGGCACCAACCACCUUCUAAUUCCUGGUCUCUUCGAUGCAGUGCGAGGAUUGAACCCCUGAUCAACCGCUCUGUAAGUCUCGCCGGGGGUCCAUGCAAACGCUUUGUUCAUAACGGGACCAGCUUUUGGUACAUCCUCCUCCUUCCUAUCUUCAGGGGUGAAGUUCGCGCAGGUCUAAUACUUUGUCCGCUAAGGCAAGACAUUCCAAUUUUUAAGAGGAGGAUGACAUAUAUUCCAGAGACAGAAUAUGACCAGUCCUCAAUCCCAGGGCGCUGAAAGCUUCAGUUUCUGCCAAAAUAAGGGGGUUAUGAAUCAUUACUUUCACUCCUUUACUUCCUCUAUGAGUGAUGUAAUAUAACGUGCAGAUAUACUUGUCUAUACAGCCCAGCGUGAGCUAGAAGCAAUUUUUUUUGUCAAUACUGAUGCAAUAUGCAGGAAAGGACAACAGUUGAAUGUACAUGUACAUUUACAUAUGAAAUGAACCCUCAUGUCCUUACGAAGCGUUGUCGUCACCACAGGCAAAAGCCAACUCGGGAACCAAUGAAUGGUUCACGUAACUAUUUCAUCUCUACUCCAACAUCUCAGGGAACCCUACUAUACCUCCUUGUAUUGUAACCGUGUGAUGCGCUUCAGGUAUAAGCUUGAGUUCGAAAAUAUGGGAUUGGAGUCUUGCUUAUGGGAUGGCUCAUGCUAAUGGAGGUCCCUCCCCGUAAACUGCAAAAUCUUCGCCCUUGUACGAUGGACAUGUAGUUACCUAAAUGUCAUCAACUGAUGAGCUUAAUCGAUUGUAUUCCCUAGAUUUAUCGAAUACAGCACCGGACAAUGUCCACCUAAGUCCGUUCUAUUGUAGUAUCGAGAGGCUCCAUAUAGCCCCCGAGGCUCCGUUAUUAAAGCUCCGGCACCUACCCAUAGCUCAGGCUUGCGUCGUCUAGUUAUCCCAGCCACAGCGGACACCUCCAUCAACACCGGAACUAUUACCGCAGGCGCAGUAAUUCCCCCAACUUUUCAUUCGCC